UACAGUGGGCAGUCACUCAUUUACUGGAUAAAUGGUCCUGUGUCAGAAGCACCACCCUCUCUUCUUGCACUUUAAACUCCAAUAUUUGCCUGUCCUCAAAGCCACUCACUGUGCACAAACUGUCUCUAUGUGCAUGAAUCAAAAUGUCCAGAGAUUACAGACUUCUGGUAAAAAAUGCCAAGCAGGUGGUUCUGGUCUGCAGCAGGGGAGAGAAGUACCUGACCCAACAUGGGAUGCAGGAUCUGAGUGUGAUUGAAAAUGGAAGUGUGGUAAUUGGGAGAGACGGGCUGAUUAAAGCUGUGGGACCUGCUGAAACCAUCGCGGCUCAGUUUGCAGACGCAUCCUUUGAUAAAGUGAUCAAUGCCACAGGAAUGUGCGUCCUGCCCGGGUUGGUUGACGCUCACACCCACCCUGUGUGGGCUGGUGACAGGGUGCAUGAGUUCGCCAUGAAGCUGGCAGGAGCCUCCUACAUGGACGUGCACCGGGCUGGAGGAGGCAUCCACUUCACGGUGGAGCACACGCGAGCUGCCUCCUCCUCUGAGCUUCUGGCCUCCCUGAGGGACAGGCUGGUUCGGAUGCAGCGGGCCGGCACCACCCUGGUGGAGUGUAAGAGCGGCUACGGCCUGGAGCUGCAGACCGAGCUGAAGAUGCUGCAGGUGAUCGAGGAGGCCAGGCGAACUCUGCCCAUCAACAUCUCCUCGACCUACUGCGGAGCUCACGCUGUGCCCAGAGGAAAGACUGUGGCUGAAGCCACAGAAAACAUCCUGCAGGUUCAGUUGCCUCGCCUCAGAGAACACAUGGAAGCCGGGACCCUGAAGGUGAACAACAUAGACGUGUUCUGUGAACAGGGAGUGUUUGACCUCGGCUCCACCCGCUCCAUCCUGAAGGCCGGCAAAGACCUGGGCCUCAACAUCAACUUCCACGGAGAUGAGCUUCAUCCCAUGAACUCAGCUCAGCUGGGAGCCGAGCUUGGUGCUUUAGCCAUCAGUCACCUGGAGGAGGUGACGGACCAGGGGAUCCGUGCCAUGGCCAAGGCCCAGACUGCUGCAGUGCUUCUGCCAACUACAGCUUACAUCCUGAGGCUGCCUCAGCCCAGAGCCAGGGAUAUGCUGGAGGCUGGAGUUAUCGUUGCACUUGGCAGUGACUUCAACCCCAACGCUUACUGCUGUUCCAUGCCUAUAGUUAUGCACCUGGCCUGUGUCAACAUGAGGAUGAGCAUGUCUGAGGCCCUGGCUGCUGCCACCAUUAACGCAGCCUACGCCUUGGGAUGUUCCAACACUCACGGCUCCCUGGAGGUGGACAAACAUGGAGACCUGCUGGUGCUCAGCAGCCCUCGAUGGGAGCAUCUGAUCUACCAACUGGGCGGACACCAGGAGCUCAUCGGCUACGUGGUGGUCAAGGGGAAUGUGGUGUAUGAGAACAACCAAACCAUGGGCCUGUGAGCAUGAAGGCGUGAGGAGUCACGUGUGAAGGAUGUUUAUUCAGGCUUCCUGCUUCUUCACUGUGAUGUCCAUUCCAAGGAGCUGAUCAUCGUGCAUAAUGUUAAAACAUGAUACAGACCAUGUUAAUGUAGUGUUAACAAUGAUUCUAUUAAAAUGAUAAUGUUAUUCUGGA
Molecule: messenger RNA, 1614 nt
Organism: Betta splendens (Siamese fighting fish)
Lineage: Eukaryota; Metazoa; Chordata; Actinopteri; Anabantiformes; Osphronemidae
Gene: amdhd1
Product: amidohydrolase domain containing 1
Exons: 10
Coding region: 144-1442 (432 amino acids)
Cellular component (GO): cytoplasm
Molecular function (GO): imidazolonepropionase activity
Source: RefSeq, a predicted model, not a curated record